CUCAUAUUAGACCACUUCAUUGGACUCUCUAAAACUCAGAAGAUCGAAAGAUCAACAAAAUCCUUGGGUUUGUUUCACACUACAUAAUAAUCAUGGUGAGGAUUUGUACUCUAUGUGACGGUGCCUUGAAAGUUGGAGAUGGUAAUGCCAUUUUCUCUGCAGAAUGCUCACAUUCCUUUCAUUUCAAUUGCAUUGCUUCAUACGUGAAGUAUGGAAACCGCAUUUGUCCAACUUGUGCUGCUAAAUGGAAGGAUAUUCCUUUCACUAGCCCUCCAAAUCCAACCAGUGGACAGGCGACAUUUCAACUCAACUGGCCAUCUCAACUCAAUUCCACACCAGCACCACCAUGGCCUUGUAUUCCUUUGCUAAGAAAAUCUACAUCAAAAUUCCCAUCUUCUGAGCCAUCAUCUGUCUUCAAUGACGAUGAUCCCUUAAUAAACCAAUACCGUGUUUCUUCUAAUGAUAUUUCGAUCAUCAGGUUCAUAGAUAUCAAUACACACACUGAAUUUCCAGCUGUUCAGCGAUCAUUUUCGCAAGAAAACUUCCAUAUACUGAUCAAUCUCAAAGCUCAUGUUACCGAUAUAAAUCAAGUUCAUAGUCGCAUGUCCCAAACUGGUCUUCUCAGUGUAGUUGUGCAAGAUUUGCGAGUACAUGUUCACUCGCUUGACCCUUGUCUUUUUCUUAGUCAACUAAAAGCAGGGUGUUAUUCCACUUAUUUGACAGAUGAUUACCAAACAGGAUCUGUUGACAUCGGAGAUUUGUAUGCGGAUGAAGAGAGGGAUUUUCUUGUUCUAGUUAACAUUCCAGUUGUAGCAGGUGGAAAUUCCGAUGAUCAGAUGGAGUUUGUUAGUGUUUGGUGCGACUACAAAGAUCCUUUCACCAAAGCAUCUAUUACUACUGAAGCUAUAGAAGUAGAACUUCAGAGACCCGAAAUCGUUAAUGAAGAAGAUAUGGUUGUAUCUAUAGAAGUUGAUAGGCAGAAGAAUCGGUUUCGGGUUGCUCAUGCAAUGAGUAAUUCGCGUGCUGCUGCUGAGAGAGGGGAUAUGCUCACUGCGUGGUCUAUAAUUGAUGAUUGUAGGAUGCGGAUAUCAGAAACUGCAUCUAUGCAUGCUGGUGACAAAUUUUCUGUUGAUUUAGAUUUAGAGCUCCAAGAGGCACGAUCAAGGAUGGGAAACAGGAAAUCAUAUGAGUCAACGGGAAGGGAUAUCUACUUUCAGGACUAAGUUCACAUGCGAGGCAAAAGGCUACAGCUCGAGGAGAUUCUACUGUGAGUUCAAGCUACCAGACGCCUUCCAUGAGUCAUAUGGUUAAUCGGUCUCGUACAUCUCUUUGAAAAUUCCUCCUACGAACAAUGUACACCGAAAACGGUUUAAAAAUAAAAAGCUUUGGAUUAGUUGAAA
This is a messenger RNA of Papaver somniferum (opium poppy), 1400 nucleotides long. Its product is annotated as E3 ubiquitin-protein ligase WAV3-like. Lineage: Eukaryota; Viridiplantae; Streptophyta; Magnoliopsida; Ranunculales; Papaveraceae. The transcript has 2 exons. Gene Ontology annotation, molecular function: metal ion binding. The record is from RefSeq and is a predicted model, not a curated record. Bases 93 to 1223 code for a protein of 376 amino acids.